AUGAGAACGGAGGACACCAUCAUCGAUGACAAGCUGGACCGUAUUGACACCGCUGAGCUGUCCCUUAUUCAUUCGUCUGGGCCAUGGCGAGGUGACUAUGAUUACGACGGCUGGUACUAUCCGAUUCUUCAGUACAGCAAAAAGAAGCUCACUUACGAAACCGACCGGUUGCCCGCUCUGUCUUCGUAUGCAAAGCUCAUCGCCAGCAAGAGCGGGGAUACAUAUCUGGCCGGUCUGUGGAAGAACAAUCUCCAUCGCGGCCUGUUUUGGAAGCUGCAGAGGAGGGAUCGUACGACUUUCGACACGUUGAUGCAGAGACUGGCGCGUCCGUCCGAGUACAUCGCGCCGUCCUGGUCCUGGGCGAGUCGUCGUGGAGCUCUAGACCUGGAUAAUUCUGACGAGAUGAAGCUCGAGUGCGAUAUCCUCAAGGCCAAAACAAGCUCCUAUGGAAGAGAACAAUAUGGCCGUGUCCGUGGCGGCUAUCUUCUGGUCCGUGGAAAGGCCUGCGGUAUUCCUGGGGGAAAGCUCCAGAAGCUGCCGCUCGGAACGCCUUACCUUGACAUGCAAUGCGAGUGGCUGGCUCUGGAGGACGAGCAGUAUGUCGCGCAAUGCGCGCUCGACUGGAGGUUGACCAACGACCAAGGCAAGCAGCUGUCGGAGGCCAGCGGACAAUCCAUCGAAGCGAUUGUGAUGCUCCUCGUGUCGAGCGGAAAUACGACAACCCCAAGCGCCGUCUCCAGAAAACCUCAGGAGUGGGAGGACAAUCCAGAUGCCCCGCCGCUUGAGGUGCUGCACGGGCUGCUGCUGUAUCCGACGGGGAAGGCGGAUGACGAGUAUUGGCGGGUGGGAUUGUUCCAUUCGCUGGCGGACGAGAAGGGUGGGAGGGCUUACUUUGAGCAGUGUGACGAGAGGACGCUGCGGAUUGUGUAG
This is a messenger RNA of Trichoderma citrinoviride, 930 nucleotides long. RefSeq lists its product as hypothetical. The transcript has a single exon. Lineage: Eukaryota; Fungi; Ascomycota; Sordariomycetes; Hypocreales; Hypocreaceae. The coding region runs from base 1 to 930 and encodes 309 amino acids. The record is from RefSeq and is a predicted model, not a curated record.